Molecule: messenger RNA, 2307 nt
Organism: Stegastes partitus (bicolor damselfish)
Lineage: Eukaryota; Metazoa; Chordata; Actinopteri; Pomacentridae
Exons: 8
Source: RefSeq, a predicted model, not a curated record
UCUCCUAAAUGUCCCUGUUCAGAUGCUCCAAAACACACGACCAUCCUGAAAGGAGAAGAGCAGCAGCACCCCAACGGGACUCGUUCUGUGACGCUGAGCUGCAGCGCUCAGUCUCACCCUAAAGUCGACCGGUACUCCUGGUACAAGAACACAUAUGAGUCUAAAGGGUAUUUACCUCUACCCAGCAGUCCAACCUUGACAGUGUUCUCACACCAGAAAGGAGAGUACUACUGCACUGCUGAAAACAAAAUAGGCAAAAAAUCGUCGGAGUCAAUCAGGCUGUUUGAUGACACACUUAAGAAGGCCGUGACGUACUUCCUGUUGAUUUGCGUUAUUUUGUUUAUUUCUCUCUUCAUUUUCUUUUUGUACAGACACAGGAGGAACAAGUCAAUUCAGCGAGGAACUAUACAGCCCUCUUGUGGUUUUCUGGGUUGGCGGAACAGUGUGGAGAGGAGGAACCUGAUGAACGAGGCUGCUUUGGCAGAGCCUUUCAGGAGCAGGGAUGACCUCUUGCCAGAACAGCCGUGCCGUCCAAAUGCCCAACGCUGCCAGCCUCGUCCAGACAGCACGCCUCCGUCCAACGUUAACAUCGUUUACGCCACCGUGAACCUGCCCAGUGGGAAACAGGCUCCCUCUGCACCGAAGCCGAGGCAGCAGCAUGAGGAAGACACGCAGAACGAUUCCCUCAACUAUGUUUCUUUACACUUUGGGAAUAAGGACAAGAAACCGGACGAGACUGUGGUUGUGUAUGCGCAGGUGUCCAAGAACAAGGCAUCUGCCGAGAUGGAAAGACGGGCGGACUACGAGAACAUCACGGCGGUUAAUGCGGCCAAUCUUCCAAAUCUAUCCGACUCCGACUCUGACACCAGUGACGAUGAAACGGAAGUCAACUACUCUCAAGUGAACUUUAAGCCAGCGCCUGGACACCGGAGGGACAGCAGCAGCAGCAGCAGCGACUCGUCCACCAGCUCGGAAGAAGACGAGACUCAGUACUCUCAGGUCAAAGUCUGACAUCGCAGCUGAACUCUGGACUUGCUCGAGAGUUUUUUUUUUUUUUUUCGAGAUGUUUUACCGUCUAAUCCAAAAUGCUUCUUCACUUCUGACUGAAUGGUCAAAGACUGUCAGCAUUCACAGCACGAACAUGUUGGAUUUAACUAAAAUGAACAACUAUGGGAGGCUGAAUGAGGGUUUUAUUACAUCUUCAGGCUUGUUUUUUUUAUUUUAUAUAUAUGUAUUUUAAUUACUAGCAGCAUUUCCUCAUGUACAUUAUUUAAACUAUCCCUGCUUUGGUGUAUUUGUAUAUAACUAUGUUGGUUAACUUGGUUCGAAGAGCCUAUUAUCCAACUGUUUGUAUUUGUUUUGUGAUAUUUUUGAUCAGUUACAGCUGUUUUUAUCAGAUUUGGAAUUUUUUAAAGUGUAUAUGGACAGUUAUAUAUAUAUUUUUUCAACAUAAAUGUAUGAUUUUAACAUUUCUUUUAUUUGAGCUGAUCUAUUAUAGGCUCCCUAACAGAUCAAUAGAUUAAGUACCCUAAUCUGAUACUUAUGCUAAGUUUUUUUUUAAAUUUUAUUAUUAUUUUUUGCCUGGGACACAAAAAAGUAGAUGGCAACAUCCCACUUGUGGAUCUAUUAUAGGCUCAAGUGGGAUGUUCGCCACCUUAAGUUGUAUUUUUUUGUGUCAAAGUUCCUGUCGAGCUGCACCUUGAGGUCAAAUGCGAGUCAAUCAUGUGGGUCGUAAACUCCCUGCUGUUCAUUGUUUUGGUUUGACAUUUUUGAACGUUUGGUCUUCUCUGCUCAGAAUAAGUUCGCUGCUGUCCUCAAAUGAGUAUCCCUCAAGAACCCAAACUAUCCCUCUCAUUGACCUCCCGACCAGUCAGUCAGAACUGAAGAAACCUAACAGGAGGUUAGACGUCUUCAACAAACUCAAGCUUGUCAAGCUGCUGUAAUGGUAGCUUUUGCAUAUGCCUCGCCUGUGUACGUUUACGCUGCAAGCACCAAACAGAACCCAGCACAUCCAAACUAUGAAUUUGAUCAAACAUUUUGGGGAGAUGUGCAGACAAAGCUGAGAAAACGACAUGUUGUAAAGCUGUGCUGCAAUCACUCGGCUAAGACUUGCUUAAAGCAUACAGUGCCAUCAAUAUGUUAUAAAUAUAUGCAAAGCAGUAUAUAUGGUUCCAUUUAACUUUAGCCAACUUAACAGCAGGAAGAAUUACUAUAUUUUUUUUUGUGCAAUUGUACUGUAUUUAUGUAUUUAAAAGAAGAAAAAAAAAACCCUACGAAGUUAAUAAAAAGUGAACAAUUAUCCCCGUG